ACGAUUUUUAUAAACAUUAGACGUCAAGUUCAAGUUUAUAUUUAUACAACAAUCACACCUUUGAUAACAAAUGGUCAACAUUAUGCAACCUAUAAAAAGAAGUAGUUUUAUGAUUGGAAAAUAUUAACCGAGCGAAAUGAUCAGUUCAAAGGUUCUUGUUGCUGCCAUUUUGGUUGUCUUCGUUGUGUCUGUUCAAUCCUUCAGGAUAGAACCCUACCAUUCAGGCUGCGACUGCAGAUGUGAUCGUUAUUAUGAUGGUUGCGGUAGCUCCUGUUGUAAUUCUGGAUGUGAUUCCUGCUGCGACCGCAAAGACACAAUUAAUAUUCAUCUGUCACCAGUAAUAGAAAAAUUUAAUAGGUUGAAAUCGUGUUGUGGUGGAGGUGGUUGCGGAUGUGAUAGCUGUGGUUAUGGAGAUUGUGGACAUGGAGGUUGUGGAUAUGGAGGAUGUGGCUAUGAAGGAUGUGGUUAUGGAGGAUACGGUUAUGGAGGAUGUGGAGAAUGCGGUGGAGGAUGCGGUGGAGGAUGCUGUGGAGGAUGCGAGGGAGGUUGCGGUGGAGGAUACGGUCAUGGACAUGGAUGUGGAUGUGGUAAAAAAGGAAAAUGGCUACGCAGUCCCUUUUUAUGGAAGAAAAUUCAUAAAAUUAAUAGAUAUUAUGGAUGCAUGUAACUUUUUUGCAUGUUUGAAUUUGUUGCAUUAUAAAUUUUAAGUUAAAUA
Molecule: messenger RNA, 715 nt
Organism: Diabrotica virgifera virgifera (western corn rootworm)
Lineage: Eukaryota; Metazoa; Arthropoda; Insecta; Coleoptera; Chrysomelidae
Product: keratin-associated protein 5-1
Exons: 2
Coding region: 137-667 (176 amino acids)
Source: RefSeq, a predicted model, not a curated record